AGAUUGGAAUCCGAAUUCACGGUCCAACCCCGCAAAUUCCUCGGGUGAAAAUGGUGCGUCCCACAACGCCAAAGCACGCCUCCAAUGCUGAAGUCUCGACUUCCAUGCUCCUCUUGCUCCUCCUCCUGUUCUUCCCCUCGUUCGCGAUGCCGGUCUCCGCUGCCCCUUGCAGCGAGCCCGUGAAGCCCACCGCCCCGCUCGUCUCCUUCCUCCAGCGCCUCCAGUCCGCCGCUUUCGCGACCCUCGGCCCCGACGGCUUCGACCCCAAGCUCUACGUCGACAUCCCCCUCAAGACCGACCUCGCCGCCACCGAAGAGGCCUUCGCGAGGCUCCCGCGGCCGGGAGGUGUGAUCCCGGUCUCGGAUUUGGAGAGGUUUCUAGGAGACUAUUUUGGGAAGGCCGGGUCGGAUUUGGUGCAUGCGGAACCAGCGGAUUUCGUGGCGGAGCCGGAGGGGUUCUUGCCGAAGGUGGAGAACCCGAAGGUGCGGGCCUGGGCACUGGAGGUGCACUCUCUGUGGAAGAAUUUGAGCAGAAGGGUGUCGGAUGAGGUGAGGGAGAGGCCGGAGCAGCACACGUUGCUGCCGUUGCCCUGGCCGGUGGUGGUGCCGGGCUCCCGAUUUAGAGAGGUUUAUUACUGGGAUUCCUACUGGAUUAUAAGGGGCUUACUAGCAAGCAAAAUGUAUGAUACUGCAAAGUCCAUAGUGAAUAAUCUAAUUUCGCUCAUUGAAAUUUAUGGCUAUGUGCUGAAUGGUGCAAGGACACACUAUAGUAAUCGAAGCCAACCUCCACUUCUUAGUUCAAUGGUAUUUGAAAUAUACAUGAGAACUGGUGAUUUGGCAUUUGUGAAGAAAUCACUCCCUUCAUUGCUGAAAGAGCAUAGCUUUUGGAAUUCAGCUAUACACAAAGUAAUCAUUCAAGAUCUCCAAGGAUGCAAACACUCUGUUAGUCACUAUUAUGCAAUGUGGAACAAACCCAGGCCAGAAAGUGCAACAAUUGAUGAGGAAUCAGCUUCUAAUCUUACAACUGCUUCUCAGAAAGAAAAUUUUUACCGCCAAGUUGCUUCAACAGCUGAAUCUGGAUGGGACUUCAGUUCUCGCUGGAUGAGUAAUUCAUCUGACCUCACAACAUUAGCAACAACAUCAAUCAUACCUGUGGACCUGAACGCAUUCAUAUACAAGAUGGAACUUGACAUUGCCUUCUUUGCGAAGCUCAUUGGGGAUAAUUCAACCUCAGAGAAAUUCUUGGCAGCUUCAAAAGCACGACAGGCAGCAAUAAAGUCCAUUUUCUGGAACUCAGAAAUGGAACAAUGGCUUGACUACUGGCUUAUCAGUAAGAGCAACUGUGAGGAAGUUUACCAGUGGGAAGCUCACUAUCAGAACCGUAAUAUUUUUGCAUCCAACUUCAUUCCUUUGUGGAUUGAGACAUACAACACAGAUUUAUGUAAAGAUGGGACAAUGGUAGAGAAAGUGCUGAAAAGCCUCCAAAGCUCGGGUCUACUUCAUGUUGCUGGUAUUGCAACUUCAUUGUCAAAUACUGGGCAACAAUGGGAUUUUCCAAAUGGUUGGGCGCCCUUACAACAUAUGAUUGUGGAAGGAUUGACAAAGUCUGGUUCAAAAGAAGCAAAGUCUGUGGCCGAGGAUAUUGCUAUAAGGUGGAUCAGAACAAAUUAUGCUGCUUAUAUGAAAACUGGUGCAAUGCAUGAAAAAUAUGAUGUAGAAGCCUGUGGAAAGAUUGGAGGUGGCGGCGAGUACAAACCUCAGACUGGUUUUGGUUGGUCAAAUGGUGUGGUGCUGGCGUUUUUGGAAGAGUUUGGGUGGCCUCGUGACAGGGAAAUAGAGUGCCAGUAAGAGAGAAGAAACUGUGUAGCAGCUAUAGUAUAUUUGAGCAAAUUCAAGGGAAAGGGAGGUCAGCACCCAAUUUAUUAAAGAAAAGAGAGAAUGCAUAAAAGGGACAGAAAAACAAAACAACAGAAAGAUGAACCCCUCAGGAACAAAGCAACAGACACAACAAAGAGAUUCCUAAUCCAAUCCCCCAACUUAGCAACACCCCGCUUUCGGCUGCAGAUGAGACCGGUCGUUGGACACUCAUAAACUAUAGCCGAAGGCCAGGUCUUACAAGGAGGAUUUGUUGACUAAAUGGUCAUCUCUCUUUCAAGGUGGACCAAAGGACCAUCAGCCCGGCGAGAGCCUGACGAAGAUCUUGAGGGAUCUUUUAAGCAUCUCCAUGCAGUCCAUGAGGCAGGUGGACGCAGUAUCAUAGUAUGUGGAAGGCAUUUCCUAAGAGCAUUGUAAAUUAUGACAUAUGAAUAUUGAAAAGACUAUGCUUUCGUGUCUUCUACUUAUACAUAAUUGUAUAAAAGAUGUUAUUUUUUAUUAGAUUAUCAUCCUUUUUUUCUUAA
This is a messenger RNA of Phoenix dactylifera (date palm), 2398 nucleotides long. The record is from RefSeq and is a predicted model, not a curated record. NCBI's taxonomy places the organism in Eukaryota, Viridiplantae, Streptophyta, Magnoliopsida, Arecales, Arecaceae.